This is a messenger RNA of Striga asiatica, 1014 nucleotides long. NCBI's taxonomy places the organism in Eukaryota, Viridiplantae, Streptophyta, Magnoliopsida, Lamiales, Orobanchaceae. The record is from the annotation of a GenBank genome assembly.
AUUCAUUCUUUUAUUUCUCUUCCAAAAAAUUUUGAUUUAUUGGAUAGAAAUAUGUUACUCUAUUCCAAUUUUGCCCCCACAAACACCAUAUUCAAUCAACGAAAGCUUCAUAUUUCUGUCCAAAAAAUCAGCCUCAGCUAUUCUUCAGGCACCCAACGCAUCAAAAUCAGAAGAAUCAUCGUCACAUCCCAAAUCGCAGCUAUGCAGCAGAAAAUAACAUUACUGAACAAGCAUGGUGAAAAGCUUGUUGGUGUGUUGCAUGAGACAGGAUCACCAAAACUUGUAGUUCUUUGCCAUGGUUUCAAAUCCACAAAGGUUCUUCUAACCUCAUAUUGUUUGUUGGUGUUCAUCCUGUCUCUAUCUUGGCCAUUUUUUCUAAAUUCUACAGGUAACUUAGUGUGGAAGCUAGUUUGCCGGUUAAUGCAUUUUUUUUUUUCUAAUCCUAUCAUGAAAACCUCAAUAUGUAGGAGUACAUGAUGAUGGUCAACCACGCUACUGCUUUAGAAAAUGAAGGAAUCAGCGCAUUUCGCUUUGAUUUCUCUGGAAAUGGGCGGAGGUGUGGUUCUUCUGUAUGCAUCUAAAUAUCACGAUAUACCAGCCGUGGUGAAUAUCUCUGGCCGUUAUAAUCUCAAGCGAGGACUUGAAGAACGAUUUGGAAAAAAUUUCAUGGAUAGACUCAAUAAGGAUGGAUACAUUGAUAUUAAGACUAAAUCAGGAGAAGUUGAUUAUCGAGUCACGUUAGAGAGUAUGAUGGAGAGACUCAAUACAGACAUGCACGAAUCGGCCCUUACAAUUGAUAAGAAAUGCCGGGUGUUGAUAGUUCACGGAUCAGCAGACGAAAUAAUCCCAGUAGAAGAUGGAAUCGAGUUUGGCAAGAUUAUACCAAACAACUGUUUGCGAAUCAUACAAGGAGCUGAUCACUGCUUUACUUCGCAUCAAGAUGAGCUUAUUGGGGUCGUUUUACCUUUCGUUAAGGUAUGCGUGCAGCAGCUUGAAAAUAACCCGAAUGAGUAA